CAAUUCCCAUCGAGCGAGGCAGCGAGACGCGCUCGCUGCGCUAGCCCCUCGGCAUCCACUCCCGCUGGCUCCGGCUAGGUGAGGCUCGGCCUGUUGGAGAAUGGCGGCGGCAACGCUGCGAUGGGUAGUCCAAAUGCACCGGGACGUGCCGCGGGCAGCGCGCUUUUAUGCGGAGGGGCUCGAUUUCAGCGUCAACGUCUGCACGCUCCGUUUUGCAGAGCUGCAAUCUGGGCCGCUCAAGCUCGCACUCAUGCACACCAAUGACAGUACCCUUGCAACACAGAGAGCCUAUUCUUCAAUGCUGUCCUUCACCGUACCGGACAUAAGCAGUACGGUAACAAAGUUAAUGGCUCUGGGAGCUGAGUUGGAUGGUCCCAUCAAAUAUGAGAUCCAUGGAAAAGUUGCAGCCUUACGAUGCAUCGACGGACACGUGCUAGGUCUUUACGAGCCAGCCUGAAGAACCUAUUGCACAGUGCACGCGAUGAGAAGUCAUUUUAGCCGCUUGCAGAUUAGAGACACUAUAUGAGCUUAAUAAUCGUGGAAAGGAGAUGUUUUGCCAUGGCAACUGACUCGGUGUACAAUAUCUGGAUGUUAGGUGUGUGUGGGGAAUUAGGAUGUCAGUGUGCUGCUAACUGUUUAGCUCAUAUUGCCGGUGGUGAAGCACAUUUUUGUCACAACCAGCUGCCCAGCAGCUAGGAUGAAACUAUCUUUAGUGGUAGUGCUUGAUCGAUAAUCAUAGCCUUGACUAUAAUUAGUGUAGCAAGUAAACUUUUCCUCAUAUUUCAGUUUUUUAAUGUAUUGGAUGGAUAUUCUGUGCCGGAUAAAAGUCUUUUAUCUGUCUA
Molecule: messenger RNA, 842 nt
Organism: Lolium rigidum
Lineage: Eukaryota; Viridiplantae; Streptophyta; Magnoliopsida; Poales; Poaceae
Exons: 4
Coding region: 101-457 (118 amino acids)
Source: RefSeq, a predicted model, not a curated record